AUUCUGAAAUGGCAAGCAAAGUUCCUUUUACGUGAACGGGGGGAUAAUUUAUUGUCGUACCGACUUCCUGCAUUGUGUUGGUAGUUACAUUAUGGCAAGCCAGAAAAUGAAAACACCAAAGGACAGCGACAAAUAUUCUGUGCUGCUCCCUACCUAUAACGAGCGAGAAAACCUGCCUUUAAUAGUAUGGCUUUUAGUGAAAUAUUUCUCGGAAAGUGGAAAUAAAUAUGAAAUUAUUAUUAUUGAUGAUGGGAGUCCAGAUGGCACCCAGGAUAUAGCUGAACAUUUGCAGAAGAUCUAUGGUUCAGACAUAAUUUUACUGCGACCCAGAAAAAAGAAAUUGGGCUUGGGUACUGCAUAUAUCCAUGGCAUGCAACAUGCGUCUGGAAACUUCAUUAUAAUAAUGGAUGCUGACCUGUCCCACCAUCCAAAGUUUAUACCUCAAUUCAUAAGGAAACAGAAAGAGUCUGGUUAUGACAUUGUUUCAGGGACUCGAUAUAGUGGAAUUGGAGGCGUUUAUGGCUGGGAUUUGAGAAGAAAGUUGAUCAGUCGUGGGGCAAAUUUUAUUACUCAAGUACUUCUGAGACCUGGCACAUCUGACCUGACUGGCAGUUUCAGAUUGUAUAAAAAAGAAGUUCUUCAAAAACUCAUUGAAAAGUGUGUUUCGAAAGGGUAUGUUUUCCAAAUGGAAAUGAUUGUUAGAGCCAAGCAACUUGGGUACAGUGUUGGAGAGGUUCCUAUUUCAUUUGUUGACCGUGUUUAUGGAGAAUCCAAACUUGGAGGGAAUGAAAUAGUCUCCUUCUUAAAAGGGUUAAUGACUCUAUUUGCAACAACAUAACCCAAUAGUUUGGUCUCUAUGUAUGUUUCAUGAUGUUCAUUAAUAAUUCAAUUGAUUUAUUAAUACACUGCUACAAGCACAUUUGAAGAUACAUUGUCAUUUUGAAAAGACUAAUAUUAGCAUCAAAACAUCUCAUGAGGAUUUAUGAAAUUAUCUGUAUAUUCUCUUCCCUGCUCUCUUUUUAUCAGUAUAAACCCUGGCCUGUCGUCCUUUCUCCAGCUAUGUAUUUGCUCACUCUGAUUUUGUACUUGUUAAACUCCUGGCAGUGGGGUGACUUUAAAAACCACCACAGGCUUAAUACUUACCAAACCACAAGUUACUUCUGGGAAAAGAGACGGUCUGGAAUGCCCUUUAGCCUUCUUUGCCCCCCCCUUAUAAAGCCCCAUCACAAUUAUGCUUGCUUCUGUUUUUUACAUUAUAAUUUCAGUAAAAUUUUGUUUUUAACAAAAUCAAAGAAGUAACAUUGUACAACACUGUUUUCAGUUGGGAGAGUGUGUAUUUCUAUGCUUGUAGCAUUAUAUGCAUGCUACUACCUCAGAAGGUUUUUUUACCUGUACUUAAAUUCUAAGGCCAUUGACAUGGUGGCACUGGAAUUGCUGAAUUAGCAAUAAAGAUAACAGUAAUGUUA
Molecule: messenger RNA, 1466 nt
Organism: Erpetoichthys calabaricus (reedfish)
Lineage: Eukaryota; Metazoa; Chordata; Cladistia; Polypteriformes; Polypteridae
Gene: dpm1
Product: dolichyl-phosphate mannosyltransferase subunit 1, catalytic
Exons: 9
Coding region: 92-838 (248 amino acids)
Biological process (GO): protein O-linked glycosylation via mannose; GPI anchor biosynthetic process
Cellular component (GO): endoplasmic reticulum membrane
Molecular function (GO): dolichyl-phosphate beta-D-mannosyltransferase activity
Source: RefSeq, a predicted model, not a curated record